Molecule: messenger RNA, 7818 nt
Organism: Dendrobium catenatum
Lineage: Eukaryota; Viridiplantae; Streptophyta; Magnoliopsida; Asparagales; Orchidaceae
Product: mediator of RNA polymerase II transcription subunit 12
Exons: 14
Coding region: 579-7370 (2263 amino acids)
Biological process (GO): regulation of transcription by RNA polymerase II
Cellular component (GO): mediator complex
Molecular function (GO): transcription coregulator activity
Source: RefSeq, a predicted model, not a curated record
AUACGCCAUUUAUUUAUGCCGUCGUCGCCAUCAUCACCAAACAAAGCUAAAAAGAGUCAAACGCUUUGCCUUCUCUCUCUCUCUCCUCUCCUCUACCGCUGCAGGGCACCUGCGCUGCAAUUCCUCCUAUUUUCUUGCCUCUUCUAAAGGCGCUACCGGAUAUAUCGUGGAAAGUUUGCAUUUUUAUUUAUAUCAAGGAUAUCCAUUAGUAAUCUGUGGAAUCCUUGUAUGGUCGAUUUCUGGAUAGGUUGUUGAGUUCUUUUUGUUGUAGCGUGAUACACUCGAUUUAUUUAUUUCCAAAGGAUUAUGAAAAAGUUGCUACUGCAUUAAUCAUACGCAGUUGGUUAGUUAAACUGGGGAUCCUGACUUUAGCUUUUAAUCCGUCAAAAUGUGCUAUUGAAGACUAAAGAUGUUUCCAGUUUAACGAGUCUGCAAAGGCAACCUCCUUGUGAUGAUAUCUGAUUUGUCUGUCUCAGAGGGGCUGCAGAUUUUUUUUGGAUAGCUGCUGCACAGAUUAGAAUGUGCCUCCAGUAACGGUGAUGGCAUUGGGGGCAGCAUGCUGGCUAUUUUAGGUAGACAUGCAAAGGUACACUACAACCAGCGGUGGUUCUGGGGUCAGUAACAGUUCAGUUGGUGGGGUGUCUACUAGGGAAAAUGCAAGGGUGGAUUCAUCCUUUUCAACUUCAAACUAUUCUCAGAAUUCAAGGAAAGAAACAGAUGAUAAGAAGAUCUCUAGGAAAAAGAGCAAGCGACCGCUGCCUUUGCAUCCAUACAAACUAAAGGUUGAUAGGGAACCUCUUAAUUUCAGACUUGGGCCACCUGAUCUAUAUCCCCAGACUCCUAACUGCCCAGAAGAGACACUAACAAAAGAAUACCUGCAAUCUGGCUAUAAGGAGACGGUUGAUGGAAUUGAGGAAGCUAGAGAGAUUGUACUCACUCAGGCUAGUUAUUUCACAAAACCAGAAAUCAUCUUGAAAUGUAAAGAGGCAAUACGAAGGCGCCUUAGGGCUAUUAAUGAAUCUCGUGCACAAAAGAGGAAGGCUGGUCAAGUUUAUGGAGUGCCGCUCACUGGCCAUCUAUUGAUAAAAUCAGGAUCUUUUCCUGAGCAAAAGCCCUCAAGUGAAGACUUCCGCAAGAAAUGGAUAGAGGCCCUAUCAUUGCAUACUAAACGGCUGAGGUCUUUAGCUGAUCAUGUUCCACAUGGGUACAGAAGAAAGUCCCUUUUUGAUGUUCUUAUUCGUCAUAAUGUCCCAUUGCUAAGAGCAACAUGGUUUAUUAAAGUGACUUAUCUAAACCAGAUUCGGCCAGCCUCUACAAGCAUUUCAUCUGGUGCACAAGAUAAAGCUCACUUAAGUCGUACUGAAUUGUGGACAAAGGAUGUUGUUGAGUAUUUGCAGCAACUCUUGGAUGAAUAUCUCUCCAAGGAAGGAUCUGUUGCUCCUGCUUCUAGCAGGGAUCAAUCAUCUCCAAGUCUAUUAUCUGGUUCAGCACAAAAGGUUGACUCUGGUGGUGCGGCAUCUGACGUUGAGGAGCCUUCUUUUUCAUCUAAGUGGUGGUAUAUGGUACAUCUUCUGCAUUGGAACUACUCAGAAGGGCUUAUACUUUCAUCAGUUGUGGUCGAGUGGGUACUUAAUCAACUUCAGGAAAAGGAUUCGGCUGAUGCCUAUGAGUUGUUGUUGCCAAUUGUUUAUGAGAUCAUCGAUAUUAUUGCCCUGUCACAAACUUAUACACGCGGAUUAGUGGAUAUAGCUCUUCGAUCAAUAAAUGACCUUUCUCUGGGUGGUUCUAAUUUGGUAGAAUCUACAAGAAAGUCAUCCAUUUCCUCUGCUUUUGUUGAGAUACUUCGGUACCUUAUACUUGCUGUACCUGAUAGUUUCGUUGCAUUGGAUUGCUUUCCUUUGCCGGCAUGUGUGGUUCCUGAUAUAUAUUCAGCACAUAGAGCUUUAAAGGUAACUAAAGAUAUAGAUUGCCUUCAAACUGGUAAACGAGAUGCUCAUCUUCGUUGCAUGUCAUUUGGAUAUGCUGUGUUGUCAAUCCAAAAACGUGCAUCAAAUCUUGCAAAUACUGCGAACCCUGGUUUUCAAGGUCAGGGUGCUGGUAAAAUUGUACAACUGUUAGAUAAAGCUUUUAUUUUGGGUGAUGCAAGAUUAGCAUAUGGUGCUCUCUUUGAGGAUUUCUCUGAUUCGCCUAUUGAAGAAAAAUGGAUGGCGGAGGUCAGUCCAUCUCUGCGGUCUUCUCUAAAAUGGAUUGGGAGUGUUGAUCUGUCUUUUAUUUGUUCAGUAUUUUUCAUUUGCGAGUGGGCAACUUGUGGUUAUAGGAAUUAUCGAACAAGUACUCUGGAGAAUCAUAAAUUCACUGGUGUAAAAGAUUUUUCUAGAGUAUAUGCUGCAGUUUUCUUGUUAAAGCAUAAGAUGGAACAAGUUUGUGUCUCCUCGCAGUCUAGAAAUGCCAAUUUAUUGGGUUCAACUGGGAAGGCCGUCUCUCUUCCUGAAAAUCUUCCUAGUAUGGUUUCUUUUGAAAAUUCUUUUCUUGAUAACAAAAACAUGGAUCAUGGCAAGAACGGUGUGGAUAUUUUUCAAAGUCCUGGUCCACUGCAUGAUAUAAUUGUCUGUUGGCUAGAUCAACAUGAAAUUGGAAAGGGUGGAGGAUUUAAGCAUCUUCAAGUUCUCAUCUUAGAAUUUAUUAGGAAUGGCAUAUUUUAUCCUCCUGCAUAUGUGAGGCACCUAAUAGUCAGUGGGAUAAUGGACAGAAAUGAAACUUCAUUUGAUUUGGAAAGAAGAAAAAGGCAUAAUAGAAUUUUGAAGCAGCUUCCUGGUGCCUGUUUAUUUGAGGUUCUAGAAGAGUCAAAAGUUAUAGAGAUUGCAUUCCUGAAUGCAGCUGUUCAGGUUUACUCAAAUGAGCGUCAACUGGUUCUUCAUGGAUCUUUUGGUCAUUCUAGUCGCCUGGUUAACAAGCAUGAAAGUUAUGCACCCUUUUAUCUUCGGAAGCAUAAGGAUCUAUCAUUUGCUUCUAAGGAAGGUUCCUCAACUAUGUUAUUGGAGAGCAGUCGGAACUCCAAUAUAGCAUUGCAUUCUAGGCCAUCCAUCAAUUCUAAGGUGAAGGACCAAAUUGCCGAGCUGAAGGUUUUGAUUUCAACUUUACUCCGGUUUCCAUAUUCUUGUUCUUCACAAAUUGAAACACAAGUUGAUGAAUCUCCUGGCAGUCUAAAGAGACUUUUAGGAUCAUCUGGUAUCAGAUUUGAUUCUCCAGAAGGGAUCCCUACUUGUGAAGAUUGUAGGGAAGCAAAGAGGCAAAAGGUAACGGAUGAAAGGAGUUCUUCCCAUCAGGCCAUUGCUUCAAAUCAGUCAGAUGAUGAAGACACUUGGUGGGUGAGAAAGGGUCCCAAAUCUGUAGAAUCCAUGAAAGUUGAACCAGCUAAUAAGUUGACUAAACAUAUUUCAAGGGGCAGGCAAAAGACAGUCCGAAAAAUGCAGAGCCUUGCACAGUUAGCGGCAGCUAGGAUCGAGAGUAGCCAGGGUGCUUCAACUAGUCAUGUGUGUGAUAACAAGAUGAGCUGCCCACACCACAGAUCUGUUAUUGAUGGCAAAGUUCCCAAAGAUGCUGUCAGGUUGAAGACUGUUCAUCUGAGUGACAUUGGGAAGACUAUAAAACAACUUAGGUUACUUGAGAAAAGAUCCAUCUCUAUAUGGCUGUCAACAUCAAUCAGACAACUGGUCGAUGGAAGUGAAAAGACCGUUUCCAAACCAAGCAAUGGUAAUGGUUCCUUUUCCACAGCACUAGAAGAUAGGAAUGCUGUACGAUGGAAACUAGGUGAGGAGGAGUUGUCUACCAUCUUGUUUAUUUUAGAUAUUUCUUCUGACUUAAUAUUGGCUGUGAGGCUGCUUAUAUGGCUCCUAACAAAGUCAUUAUGUGGGCAAAACAAUAACGGUCAUGUCGGGAGAAAUAUUAUGAUGCUAAAUAAAAGUAGGGAAAACCAUGUUUGUCAAGUUGGCGAGGCAUUCUUACUAUCAGCCCUUCAAAGAUAUGAGAAUGUGAUUGUGGCAACGGAUAUGUUGCCUGAACUCUUAAAUGAAGCAAUGCAUAGAGCGAUGGCCACUCUGACACCCAGUGGAAGGGCUUCCUGUUCAGCUGCUUUUGUGUACAGUAGAAAUUUGCUAAAGAAGUACAGAGAUGUCUCUAGUGUUAUUAGAUGGGAAAAAAAUUUUAAAUCUACUUGUGAUCAGAGGUUCCUUGCAGAACUUGAUACUGGUCGCAUGCUUGAUGGAGAUUUAGGUUUCUCUGCUGGAGUUCCUGGAGGAAUCAGUGAUUUCGAUGAAUAUAUCCGCCAAAAGAUUACUGUGAGAGUUUCUCGAACUGGAUCAAGCAUGAAAGACAUAGUGCAAAGGCAUGUUGAGGAAGCUAUGCAUUACUUCUAUGGAAAAGAGAGAAAGCCUUUUGCUACAGUUAAUGCUAAUUCUAAAAACUUCACUGAAAAGUGGGAUGAUGCUUAUCAAGUGGCACAUGAGAUUGUUACUGGACUAAUUGAUUGCAUUCGGCAGAAUGGUGGUGCAACUUUUGAAGGAGAUCCAUCCAUAUUGGCUUCUGCUGUUUCAUCGAUUGUUGGCAAUGUAGGCCCAUCUGUAGUUAAAGUACCGGAUUUUAUGAACUGCAACUACCAAAAUCUUUCUUCCUCCUCUACAUCAUUUAAUUGUGUUCGUUAUAUUUUAUACAUACAUAUAAUAUCACUUUGUUUGCUUAAAGAAGCACUUGGAGAGCGUUUCAGUCGUAUAUUUGAGGUAGCUUUGGCUGCUGAAGCUUCUGCAGCUAUUUCAGGAUCAUUAUCUUCUGUAAAGUCUCAUCGAAAUCCAUAUCAACAGUCUUCUGAAGCCCAUGAUAUUAGUCCAAACCAUUCCAAUGAGAUAUUGAACAAUUCCGCUAAUGUUGUGGGUUUAAGGGUUGCAAAGGCUACCGCUGCUAUAUCUGCACUUAUUCUCGGGGUUAUUGUUCAUGGGGCUGCUAACUUAGAAAGAAUGGUAACAGUUUUUAAACUGAAAGAGGGUCUGGAUGUCCUUCAGUUCAUUAGAAGUGCUAGAUCCAGCUCAAAUGGGAUGUCCCGCUCUUUUGGAAAUUUCAAACUGGAACCUAGUGUUGAAGUUCUUGCACAUUGGUUUCGUCUACUCGUAGGAAACGCUGGAACAGUUUGUGACGGAUUGGUCUUAGAAAUCCUUGGUGAGUCCUACAUAAUUGCUCUAUCUAGGAUGCAGCGAAUGCUUCCUCUAAAUUUGGUUCUCCCACCUGUAUAUUCAAUAUUUGCUAUGGUUAUUUGGAGACCCUAUAUUCUCAACAGUAACAUUGCAACUCGUGAAGAAAUUCACCUCUAUAAUAACUUAUCAUGGACAAUUAAUGAAGUUAUCCGGCACCAGCCAUUUCGUGAUUUAUGUUUCCAGAAUACUCAUGCUUUUUACGAUAUAUUAGCAACUGAUAUAGGUGAUUCUGAGUUUGCUGCAAUGCUUGAGCUACAUAAUCCGGAUAAACAGUUGAAAACAAGGGCAUUUGUUCCUCUUAGAGCAAGACUUCUUCUGAAUGCUCUUAUUGACUGUAAAAUGCCUCCCAAUUCAUUCAUUCAAGAGGAUGGAUCUUUGAUUUCAGAGUCCAAUGAACCAAUGACAUUUUCUGAGAUGGAACAGAACCUUUUGAAUCAGCUUGUGCAUGUUUUGGAUACCUUGCAACCUGCAAAGUUCCAUUGGCAGUGGGUUGAGUUGAGACUUCUUUUGAACGAAAAAGCUCUUCUUGAGAAAAUAGACAUGAAGGACAUGUCUCUUGUAGAGGCCAUUAGAUCACUGUCACCAAAUGCUGAUAAUUUUGCUGUUUCUGAAAGUGACAAGUUUUUGUCUGAAAUUAUCCUGACAAGAAUUCUUGUAAGGCCUGAUGCAGCUCCUCUUUAUGCUGAAAUUGUCCAUCUCCUUGGAAGAUCACUCGAGGAGUCACUUGUGAUGGACAUCAAAUGGAUUUUAGCUGGCAGUGAUGUCUUGUUGGGACGCAAAUCCAUCAGGCAGCAGCUUGUUUCAGUUGCUCAGCGGAAUGGCCUCUCAAUCAAAACCCUUUCCUGGAGGCCAUGGGGUUGGUCAAACAUUAUGGCAGAUGUUACUUCAAAUAAAGGUGACAAGAACAAAUUGGAUAUGGUUACCAUUGAAGAAGGGGAAGUUGUUGAUGAUAGCAGUGAUGGUAAAAGGUCUAGCAAGAUGAACUUUUCCACAAUUGAUGCUGACAUCAUCACCUCUAGUCAGCAUUUUCUAAUCGAGAAAGCAAUUGCUGAAUUAAUACUUCCUUGUAUAGACAGGAGUUCUACGGAUCUAUGCAAUUCAUUUGCUGUUGAGUUGAUAAAACAGAUGAAUAUGAUUGAUCAGCAGAUAAAUAUGUUCACUCGCGGUGUUAAUAAGCAGGCUGGUGUAGGCCCUCCAGGGGUUGAUGUUUCUUCAAAUAAGGGUAGCAGUCGCAAAAGUAUGCGAGGCGGAAGCCCUGGGUUGGGUAGGCGAGCCAUAACGGUAGCUGAUAGCUCUCCUCCAUCUGCAGCAGCACUGAAAGCAUCCAUAUGGUUGCGGAUGCAAUUUUUAGUGAGAUUACUACCUAUUGUUUUUGCUGAUAGGAACAUGCGGCAAAUGCUUGCAUCUAUUACACUUCAUCUGGUGGGAACCCGUUUUGUACAUGAGGAUGCAGACCUGUCUGUUCCUAUGGUGCAUAUGGCUCUGCCAAAGAGGGAGAUGGAGUCUAUUGAGGCUUCAGCUGCUGCUUUACUGGAUUAUUCAGGUGACAGCCUCUUUGAUACUUUUUUGUGUGUACUUCAUGGUUUACUGAGCAGUUGCAAGCCUAGCUGGUUAAAGCCUAAGUCUGCCUCCAAGUCGCUUGUCAAGUCUCCUAAAGAUUUUUCUGCUUUUGAUCGUGAGGCAACCGAAGCGAUGCAGGCUGACUUGGACCGCAUGGAGCUUCCAACAACAAUUAGGCGACGUCUACAAGCUGCAAUGCCCAUACUUCCUGCUUCGCUUUCUAUGUCUCUACCUUACCAUCCUCCAUUGAUGUCAACAACAGCACUAUCAUCAUUGCCACCUUUGACUUCAAUCUCAAGCCCCUUCCAAAGGUCGUCGACGCCGGCACCCGCACGUCCCCUGAUGAAAAACAAGACUCUCCCCUCCCAAGAUCUUGAUAAUGAAAUUGAUCCUUGGACAUUGCUUGAAGAUGGCACAAGCUGUUCUGCUACUUCCAGUGCUGGUGGCAGUGCAGGAUCUAUCAGUGGAGACCACUCCAAUCUGAAGGCCUGCAGCUGGCUCAAGGGAGCUGUGAGGAUGAGAAGAACUGAUCUCACCUAUGUUGGAGUGCUCGACGACGAAAGCUGACAACUUUUUUUCCAUCGCAAUUUUCUCCUGAAAGGUUCAAUCAACAUGACCGGACCUCUCCCCGGCGGCGAAGCUUUGAAGCCGGUAUCUGGGGCUGCUGUGAAAAGAAGACCCUUGUCAAUUUCCUAGGAGGACUGAACCAUCAGUACAGAACCAGGUGGUACCAAGAUUUGGCUGAAGAUCCCAUUUUCUAACCAUGCAUUGCCUUUGUUCUGUAUAUAUGGAAUAUUAAUUUAUUUCUCCAUACAGGCAAAGCAUGUAACUCCAUUUUAAUUCAUUUAUCCCAUGUAAUGUUUCCGGUGAAAAUGGCUUUUGUUCUUUUUGAUAAGGUUAAAAGGGGAGCUUCAGGUUGUAAGAAUAGCAUGGAUUGAUGAUGCAAUUGCAUCUAUUGUAGUAGCUGAAAAACUGAUGCGGGUUGCCGAUUAUAAAUUAUGUUUAGUCUCUUUGA